This is a messenger RNA of Mizuhopecten yessoensis (Yesso scallop), 5160 nucleotides long. RefSeq lists its product as uncharacterized. The transcript has 12 exons. The coding region runs from base 248 to 3160 and encodes 970 amino acids. NCBI's taxonomy places the organism in Eukaryota, Metazoa, Mollusca, Bivalvia, Pectinida, Pectinidae. Gene Ontology annotation, molecular function: protein binding. Gene Ontology annotation, biological process: signal transduction. The record is from RefSeq and is a predicted model, not a curated record.
UCCGCAAUAAAUUUCACAAAACAGGUACACCGAUAAGGAUUUACAACGAUAAAACACUGUUUGAACUCCUGGAGAUAACAUAUGCUUUAUAUAAAGCCAUAAAGUUUCAGCAAGUCAUGAUCUCGAGCAACUUGGAAAGAUACGCCAUUUGUCAUCAAACUGUGAGAAUUAUCUGUGUAUACCUUACAAGCUACCUGUGUCCUUUGGUGUAAUAUGGAAGAGAAAAGCUGAGAACCAGGUAACCAAUAUGGCUGAAUCUUCUAGAGCAACGAGGCAUAUGCUGAAAGCUACCGACGAUGGUAGCAUAGAGGAUUAUGACAAAUGGAUAGGUCGAGGAGCUGAUAUGUCUGGUACAGACAAGAAAGGGCAGAACGCGCUACACUUCCUAGUGAAACAGGGAAAGUUUAACAUGCUACAACACAUACUCACCAGCAAACCGGAAGUGUGUCAGCUGGUGAACAAAGUAGACAGCAAAGGGUGGUCCCCGCUACAUCUCUGCUGUAUACAACAUCCCGUGGAACUCCGAACACUCGAACUGUUACUGACGUUUGGAGGUGAUCCUACCAUAGAACACAGGUGUGGUAACUGUAAGGACCUUGUGGAUAAAGAUGCCAAGGACUUUCUACAUUGGAGGAAGCGUCAUAACAAAGGAUUACCAAGUGAUAUCAGGCUUCUCCCUAACAAGCUCAUUGUUGAAUACAUGGGGAGAUUUGGACAUCUUGAUGACGACUUCACACUAAAUUAUGACAAAUUUUUGGAGGAGGGACAAGUCGAAUCUGCCGUUAUCCAGAUAGUUAUAGCAGGUCCACAAGGUGUAGGUAAAACCACUCUAUUGCACUCUAUGACGGGGUCGAAAGUAAAGAAAAACGGCCCGAACCCAACAAGAUGUAUAGAAAUGUUUCCUAUGAAAUUUACAAUUGACUUGGAUGACGUCACUACGGAGGACCAUGGAGAUGGAACGGAUUAUAUGACAUACUUACAGCAAUUCGUGGACACUGUGCUCAAGAGGAUGGAAGAUUCAGGACUACCAAGAAGUCAGACUUGGCUGAAGCGACACCUGUCUAUCAGCUCUCGUUCUGGUCAGGAGGUUGCUGUGUCGAGACAAAAAACCAAAGGCACAAAUUCGAAGGCAAAUUUGUCCAUAUUGGAUUUUUCUGGAGAUGAUGUAUACCAGGAUAUUCAACAUUGGUUUAUGACUAAUCACGGAGUCUAUUUUCUAAUAUUCUCAUUAAAGGAAUACCCACAUCUGGUCAAGGUGUUAGAUGGUAUUUUCACACGACUUCAAUACAUCUCCCUUUACCACGAGGACGGAAAUCACCCGGCUGUGAUAUUGGUAGGAACGCACCUCGACAAGGUCCCAAACUCGGCACAAAAGUAUGAACAGAUACACGCGGAAAUUAUGGAACAUCUGCAGGGAUAUUCUGAUGUCGGAAAAUAUGCUCUCGAACACGUGAAAGGUGUUUUUCUCGUGGACAAUCAUGAUUUGUCUCAAAAAGCAAAAGACCAGAUAUGGCAGGCUGUCACAGGAGCAGCCAUUGACGGUCCAAAAUGGCGGCGCCUCGUUCCCACCAGAUGGCUAGCAUUGGAACGAGAGAUAAUUCUCUACAAGGACAGUGGUCACAAAGUGAUGACGUUUGGAAAUUUCUGCACAAUUGCAAAGGAAUUGGCGGUACCUAUACAGGAUGAUGAACAAGUGAAGGACGUUCUCAGAUUCUUGCACAAGAAGAAAUCUAUUCUGAUAUGCCAAACAGCUUCGUCCAUCACAUCACAUGACCCGAUAGUUGUGGAUACACAAUGGCUGAUCAAUCAACUGGUCGAACUAUUAACAGUCAAACAGCCUUACGUAUCGUCUCAGUUUGUAGAAAGCUUUUUGGAACGUGACAGCAAGGAAGGGAAACCAAGAAACAAGAAGAACUUCAUAGCAGCAGUUACCCGACUGUCGUUGAUUGCCGAGCCUCUUCCAGCAAAAACAGAAAACAAAGCCAGCUACUACGUUGUGCCGUGCAUGCUACCGCCUGUCAAUAAUAAGCUUAUCGGGUCCAUUCUAGAUCAGGCGAAUAAGUCUUCCUCCCUGUGGGUCGUUUCGAACGAUCAAUUCAUUCCACCUGCACUAAACGACAAACUGUUGACAAUAUUCAUCAAUAGGUUUGAAGUGCUUUUCGAUCCGAUAUCUCGCGAGAGUUUGAUAUAUAGACAUAACGCUGGUUUUAUAGUGAAUCCCGGUUUGAACUUAACACUACAGUGCAGCAGCUCUAUGGUUAAAUUGACUUUGUUUUCAUCCACCGGUUCUCAAAUGCAUGAUGGGAUCGGGAAUAUCAUUCGGCAAUCGGUGGUAGGCUUGUUUGAAGACCCCAAGAAAUUUGAAUGCCGUUUUCUCUAUGAAGACGGUUCAAAGGAGAAUUUCGUGAAAGUCUCUGACGAUGGAUCAUUCAGCAGGAAGUCAGUUUCCCUCAAUCAGGAUCUAUCAAGGGACAUGGCCAUCUGGUUCGGACAGACGCCAGACAGUGCUGCGACUGGCACCAGUUUUAAUCCAAAAGAAGAUCCAGAACUUAGUCCAAAACGUCUGAGCCAUGUUGCAAAACAUAUCGGGAAUAGCUAUGCCGUAGUGUGUGCGUGCCUUGGAGUAGAGACUGCUGUCGUCGAACAGGAAAGAUAUCAGCAUAGACAUCUUGACUUCCGAUCACAACUGACGAAAAUUCUCCUGCGUUGGCGGGCAUUGCAGAAAGGUCGUGCUUCUCUUGGGAAACUUAUUGAAGCGAUGAAAAUGAACAACCUUUCUCACGAGGAGAUGUUAUUAGAUCCUGUCUGGGCUGGUGAAACGGCAAUGACAAAACUCAAAGAUGCAGACGCAGCUCUUAUUCCUGGUAUAGAUCUGUCGAGUUCCCCCACGAGUGACGACCUGGCAGUGAUCACAGGGAUUGUUGGCCCAAGUUUCCUCGUCUUCUUCUUGGAACUCGAUUUGGAUUACUGUGACAUCCAGAAGGCAAUGGAACUCCACCAAAGGCAAAGCGAGAAAGUCUUGAACAUGUACUUGUUGGAAUUCUGGGGACAGAGAUUGGGGAGCAAGGCGACCUUCUCCCGUAUCAUCAGCGCCAUGCAUGAAACCCACUUGGAUACGUCUCAACUCAAACACAUCAAUCCUCGCAACAGCCAUUGCUAAUUUAAUUUUCCCGUAACCACUACAUCUUUCUCCAAUUUCAUGAAGUCAUUCUAUGUUACCACAUAUCGGUAAGAUCCUGGACGUGACGUCAUGCAUUUUAUUAUGACAUGAAGUAACAAUGGUUGAUGCCGGAAUAUUCUGUUUCCAGAAUCGGACACAGAAAUAAUAAAUGUUCCAAAAAAAACCAAUUUGUUUUCCAAAUAAUAGCAUGAACAUUUGGGUAGACAAUUGUUCCAAAAUUCGGUUAACUUCGGGUUCUUACAUAUUUUGAAAAUUAACUAACUCGAGUUACGUAAGCAACCACUCUGACGGGAACCUUGCUAUACAGUAUAGUCAAAUGUGCAUGGUUAGGCAAAGUUCUAUCAUUAUACAUGUUACAGAUAUAUGUACAAUAUCAAUCUUUUAAAUAUUUCUUUAUAUCUUAUCACAUUUGAAUCAAACAGAUUUAUAGAUAUAGAGCCUAUCCAAACUUCUUUUUAUUGAUUUACAAUGAAUACUAAGCAUGUGAGUUUAUACAGUAGGAUUUAUCAUAGCAACAUAAGUUAACUUGACUCAAGCUUUAAUAUUAGCAUUCAGGGAAGUAUCUUUUUUUUUUUCUUUUUCUUUUUUUUUCUAUAUUUUAAUAAAGGUACAUGCAAUGGACUUUACGGAACUAUUUCACUAUAUCUUUUAACGAAAGUUCAUUCCCCGGAUACAAAGAGGUAAUUUAUCGAAAUUAACAGAAAAUUUAAACAUCUUUUUGAGAUAUUUUAUAAGAUAUUUCUAAUUUAUCUUUUACAUUAUAAACAUUUAAUGACAGACGUUUUGAGUUUUAAUAUAAUCAGAUAUUAGAAAGUCUGCAUUUCUUCAGAAUGUUUUUAUGCUUUUUUCUCUCCAUUCAAAUUAAUUCGUGAUCGUCUUAAGAGAGAAGUUGUUCUUAAUUCAAGCAGGUACACAUCAUUAAUGGUCUAAUAAUAGAAUUUAAUACAUUUAAUUUCAAAUCAGUACAUGGUCUUUGCCUAUGCAACGUACGUGUAUAUAUGUAUAUGUAGAUAUGUAUGUUAUGGAUAAAUAACGAGUUGGCGUUGUAUAAGCUAGUGAAAGGACUAUAUGUGUACGUUGAUUUUAAAGUUUUCAAACGGCAAAGUAUUGCUUUAUAAGACUCUCAAAGGCAUGAAAUACCAAGUUCAUAUUUAAACAAAAGAGUGAUCUGUUCUUUAGUUCUAGAAUUCCCUCGAGAUUGAAGAGAGUGUAAGCGACUGGCAAGGUGUUUGUGCGUGUGUUUACAUUGAAGUUCGCAAAUAGUUUCAUUAAACAGUAUAUCCAAUACCUCCUUCUCUUUUCGUUGUCAUCAAUCUGUUUGGAGGAGAGUCAGAUUUUGAUGUGUUGCAUACAGUGAAUCACAGUGAACGUUUGGCCGUUUUGGUUUCCAAGUAUUGUAGUUGGACAAUAUAUAACGUCAUAGAGCGGAAAUUCCCUUCAAUUCCCGUUUCAUUCUUGAUUUAGUUCGGUGAUAAGACAACGACGACGCAACAAGCAGAUUUUAAAAUGUCUAACAAGAAAGGCAAAAGUGGUCUUCUAUUUACAACUAUAACAUACCAGUAUGGGUACCAGUGGCAGCCGUUGGAGGUAUGGUUGCUGCACCAUUCGUGGCGACAGGUGAUUCCAUAGAUGAGGCUGAUGAGACCGACAACGCUGCACGGGGAAUCGGGUCACUCCCAGAAAAUGUCACUGGAAGGAUGGUAACCAACCAAUUCAAAGCUAUGGGAGAAGUUGGCGAGGCGAUGUGGGGAGAUGACGAUUAGGGUAUGUUUAAUUAGUUUUGUACAUAAUAAUUAUAUGCGUCUAGAAUGUUUACAUUGUAUAAGCAAUAAUUACUGAUGUCUUUUUGAAUGGUAAUCGUGAACAGGCAUCAUGGCGACUCAUCAAUGACGCGAUAGGCGUCCAUAGCAACAAUGACAACAAUAAGGACGGUAAAUGUUUAGAGUACACAACUUUCAUGUACAUGUAUAUUAAAUUAC